Messenger RNA from Planococcus citri (citrus mealybug), 3926 nucleotides. It is a transcript of the gene psidin, whose product is annotated as phagocyte signaling impaired. Lineage: Eukaryota; Metazoa; Arthropoda; Insecta; Hemiptera; Pseudococcidae. The transcript is spliced from 17 exons. The record is from RefSeq and is a predicted model, not a curated record. The coding region runs from base 558 to 3623 and encodes 1021 amino acids. Gene Ontology annotation, cellular component: NatB complex; cytoplasm. Gene Ontology annotation, molecular function: protein binding. Gene Ontology annotation, biological process: N-terminal peptidyl-methionine acetylation.
UAAGUUAAGACUAAUUAAAAGUUCACCAGAACUCGCGAACAAUCGAAAAAUUUGCAAUUUUUUCGCGAAAAAUUGUAUGCAUGCAUUCUUAUGGCUGUACUGUAUGGCUGAUAACAUCGGUCAGGAACAAAAUGGUGGAUAAGCAUACCCAUGUUGUGUAGUGCCCUACUGACAGCUCUAUGGCCUCUAGCCUCUAUCGGUCUAUCCUCUAUCAAUUUUUUCGAAAAAUUCAAUGUGAUCAGCGAGUAUAUUUUCGUUCGCACGUAAUUUCUUUUAGUUCGAUUGCGGCUUCAUAAAUAUUCAUUCUAUUCUAUUAUUAGAUAAUUCACCUGAGAACCUCUCUGAAAUGCCUAUUCUGUAGUGAUUCGUACUGUUCUCGAGAUAGCUCCGUAAGAAAGCUCGCUCAUUGCUGUAAAUGGACAAAUGGCUGUAAUUGAAUCUAUGAAACACUUCUCCAGCUAAAAAUAUCUCGAAAUAUAAUCUCAGUUUUUGUCCUAUUCGUUCUUCGAUCUUCGUUAUAGCUUUGAGUUUCUGAGAAGAUACAUGAAACGUGAAAAAUGUCCAAGACAAAUGCUGAUACGGUAGCAGAAAGAAGAUUACGACCGGUGUAUGAUUGGUUAGAUAAUGGAAACAACAAGAAAGCAAUUCAAGAAGCUGACAAAGUGUUGAAGAAGCAGCCAGAUUUGCUGUGUGCCAAGGUGUUGAAAGGAUUGGCUCUGUUGCGAUUGGGAAAAUGUAAAGACUGCGAAGAAAUAUUAGAAAGUGUUAAGAAAGAAGUACCUUGCGAUGAUUGCACUCUGCAAGCGAUGACCAUAUGUUAUCGUGAAAUUCAUAAACUCGAGAAAAUAUGCGACGUUUACGAAAAAGCUGUACAAAAAGAUCCUCUGAACGAAGAACUGAAUACUCAUUUGUUCAUGUCGUACGUUCGAGUAGGUGAUUAUAAAAAACAGCAGCAAGUUGCCUUGAAUUUGUACAGAAUUAAACCGAAAAAUCCGUAUUAUUUUUGGAGUGUUAUGAGUAUUUUGAUGCAGGCUCAGAUUAACGAUGAAACUGUUGCUCAAAAAGUAACUUUGCCUUUGGCCGAGAGAAUGGUGAAAAAAUUCAUCGACGAAGGUAAAAUCGAAGCUGAACAAGAAGUGCAGUUGUAUGUGAUGAUUUUAGAAAUGCAGAAAAAGUACAAACAAGCAUUGGAGACAAUCGAUAGCGAAUUAGGCCAAAAAGUCACAUCAUACUACAUGUUUUCGCGUAAACGAAUUAAACUUCUUGAAAAUCUGGAGAAAUGGAAAGAUCUGAACGCUUAUACUAAGAAAAUGGUUCUAGAAGAACCGGACGCCUACAGUUACUACGGGAUCUAUAUCGAUUCGAUGUUCAAAUUAUUAAAAUCUGGCGAAACCGAAGACGAUCCAAAUACAACGGGACCAUAUACUUUUAAAGAUGAGCUAAUUAAACCCGAUAGUACAAUCGAAUCUUGCGUAUCGUUCAUUAAAAAUUGCCAAACCGAUAAUCAGCAGGCGCAUAAACUCAGGGGACCUUAUUUAGCAAUCCUGCUACUCUACAGGAGACUUCAGGAGGAAGGAUUUGAUCCUGUCAAGUAUUUAGGGAAUGCUGCUCUUGAUCUGUUUAAGAAUUACUUCGAUUCAUUUUCGGCCAAGGCGUGCUGUUUUAAAGACUUAUGUCAAUUUUUACCAUUAAUUCAAGAUGACUAUCAAACUUUGCUAUCAGAGACCAUGAAAAUAAUCGAAGGAACCGAAGAUAAAAGUAAAAAACAAAUGAUGAUGUAUUUGACUCAUUUUCAAAUCAAAAGGUAUUUUAGUACUUAUCGAAAGCUCUCUGUGAACGAUAAGAUGGCGGAGAUUUCUAAAUUGCUGGAUUUCUAUUACGAUGGUCAUCGGUUCAAUACCAAUUUAACGUCGACUGAUUUAGGAUGCAACGAUACAUUUAUGGUAUUGGUGGCUCAUUUAUUGCACGAUUUGUAUUUGGAUACCAACGACUUUAAAUUCAUCAAAGAUGCGAUUUGUUUACUCGAAUACGCUUAUACUUUCAGUCCAUCUAAUCAUCAUUAUAAAUUAUUAUUAUUGAAAUUUUAUAAUUUAUUAGGUGCUUCGAAAGCCGGGUAUAAAUACUUCCAAUUAUUGGAAAUUAAACACGUCCAGUACGAUUCAUUAGGGUAUCUCGAGUGUUGGCCAUUAUUGUAUAACGGACAAUAUAACUUCGCUGUUCAUUUACUGGAUAAUACGUUGAAAUUCUUUAACGUGAAUUACAAAGAGGCUGCUGAUCAGUUAACUCAUGCAUACAAGUAUGGCUCAUUUGAGAAAGUGAACGAAUUUUUGAAUUUUCGAGAAAAGUUGAAGAAUUCUUUCCACUAUAGCUUAGUUACGAUCGAGCAUUUAAUGCACGAUAUUACGCAUUUACCUAGUCAUCAUAUUACCGUUCAAACCGCAUUGCAUAUUUCUAUUAAUCCGGAGAAAAGUACGGUGGCUGAGUUGGAUCAUUUAGUCGAUAAUAGAGAUUUACAGUUGUUCUUGAAUUUCGACUCUGAAUCUAGACGAAUGAACGACGAGUACGCAAAAUUAUCUUUCGAUAACGAAGUAUCGCUGAUUCGUCUACGAACGAUGAUCCUGCGUUGCAUCGGAGCUUCGAUAAACGUCAGUUUAUGCGCGUCGACGGCGACUUCUUCAACGCCGACGAACAAAAACGAUGAAAUAAUGGCUAAAGAAGAUAGCUACGCAAAGACGAACGGAGUAGACGAACCUCAUUUAAGACAGCUACAAAUUUUCAUGGGAGUUAUCGAAGAGCUUAGAGAAUUGUACAAAAAUUCGCUGCAGAAGCCACCGAAAGAUAUACCAAAAGAUGUAUUUAGUGGAGUUGAAUCCUCGAAGCUAUUCUUGUAUCUGAAGUCUCCAUAUUUCUUACCUUUACUUAUCGACGCGAUGACGUUGGCUUACGAAUUUUGUAAUCAUUGCUUAACUCAGAGCUCGACCGAAAAACAGGUCGAAAAAAUAGCCGAAAUUUCGGCCAAUAUGUUCUCCAAGCUGAUUAGCGAGUGUAAUCAGAGAAUAACGGAAGAACUGGAUUCUUACAAUGAAAUUGAUCAAAGAGAGCUUAUCGAAUUUUUGUGCCUAGCAGUCGAAAUCGUCUGCGUAUUAUGUAUCGUUUGUGGUAAUUUGCAUACUAUAUUGGUGCCAUCGAAGCAAAAAGUGACUGCUUUAACCAAACGUAAAAAGAAGAAAGGAGGUAAAGAUGUGACCACCAAUGGAGCGCAGAAUGACGAAAAAAAUAAAGAACAAAUCGAAGAAGGAAUUUUGAGAAUCUUCACCUAUUACGUGAGCAUUGUUCGAGACAAUAUCAAAACCUUGGAAAUACACCUGUCCUAUUUAGAAGGAGGCUGGACUGAGUUGGAAACUCACAAAGCCGGAUUCGAACUGAAACCCGCCAAUUUCAUCGAAUCAAACGCAAGCGGCGAUGCUGAUUCUCCUCCGUUGAUAGGUAUAACGGAAGAAAAAUGGUCGCAUUUGUUGGUCGAACUAAACGAAAAUCUGAAAGAUAGUUACGUAAUGUCGAUUAAACAAAUCAGAGAAAUGGUUAAGCGUAAGAUCGAUUAUUUAUCUUUGUUAACUUUUUAACCAUCGUUUGUUGAUAAUUUUUACUUUUCUUCAUUUUUUUAUAAUAAAGAAAAGAGUUUGUGAAUCAUACGUAAUGUAUUUCAAAUUGUUUAAUAUUUAAAUGGUUCGAUGUAAUCCUUUUGUUUGUGUGGAAUUGAUGUCUGAAAAAUCUUCUUAGCGAGAUCCAUCCCCUCCUUUUAUUUACAAAUUUGGAAAAUUGGUCACGAUAGGUUUAAUCCUUUUGUAAUGUAUAGGCCUACAUUAAUUAUGUAUUUUUUUUUAAAAGUUAUAUCUGUGAUUGUAAUAAAAAUAUUGCGAACAAUA